GGAUCCGUCCUCCCAUCUCCAGCUAGGGCUGCACUGCUGCGCGUGCGCUAGGGGUCGCACGGAGUCACGCGCCGCCGGCCGCUUCCGGUGCGCCGCGAGGGCCGCUGGGAAGGGUCUCCCUGGCGAUCCGUGGUGUGCUGCUGCUGCCGCCUGUGCCACCACUGAGUCGGUGUCGCAGCGACGCUUGUGUCCUUGCUGUCUUCCUCGGGCUCCCCGGGGCUUGAUCCCCGGGGCCCUUGGCAGGUGUGGUGAGGAGCCCGUGGAGCGAGCCUGUGCUCUUACACUCUCCCUUCACGACUCCAUAUCGCAACUCUGAGAAGAGCGAGAGGGGUUGUCGCGACUCCGCGCCGUGUGUCGCCGGGCGGGGCCGCGGGGCCGGGGCUCCUCCAGCCCCCGGGAUGCGUGCGCGAGCCCUCGCCUCCACUUCCUUGUUGCCGCUGUCGCGAUUGGAGCCGCCUCUCGCCCACCGCGGGGAGCGCGAGUGCGUCGGCAAGCCCCCUCGUCGAGCCCCUGGGCCGGGCGCCUCGGGGAAUGUGAGCCGCGCGGCUCGCACGCUCCUCCGGCCAUGGAUGCAUCGUAUGGUGGUACUGAGGUAACUGUCCUGAUGGAGGAAAUUGAGGAAGCCUACUGUUAUACCUCCCCUGGACCACCCAAGAAGAAGAAAAAAUAUAAAAUGCAUGGAGAAAAGGCCAAGAAACCCAGGUCGGCUUACCUUUUGUACUACUAUGACAUCUACCUGAAAGUGCAGCAGGAGCUCCCCCACCUCCCGCAGUCUGAGAUCAAUAAGAAGAUUAGUGAGAGUUGGAGGCUUCUCAGCGUGGCUGAGAGGAGUUACUACUUAGAGAAAGCCAAACUAGAGAAAGAAGGUUUGGAUCCUAACUCUAAGCUCUCUGCAUUGACUGCUGUGGUUCCAGACAUCCCGGGUUUCCGCAAGAUCCUCCCCCGCUCAGAUUACAUCAUCAUCCCCAAGAGCAGCCUGCAGGAGGACCGGAGCUGCCCUCAGCUAGAAUUAUGUGUGGCUCAGAACCAGAUGUCUGCUAAAGGACUUCCUCUUGUGUCUAGCACUGUCCCAGAAACAGUGUCCAGCCAUGCAGGCAUGGCAGAGCAGUGCCUGGCUGUGGAGGCUCUGACUGAGGAAGUGGGAACCCUUGCUCAGCCAGGUGCUGUACAGGAGAUCACUGCCUCAGAGAUCCUCAGCCAGGAUGUCCUCCUGGAAGAGACUUCCUUGGAGAUAGGGGAAAGUCACCAGCCUUACCAGACAAGCCUGGUAAUUGAAGAGACCUUAGUGAAUGGCUCACCAGACCUCCCCACUGGAAACCUGGCUGUACCCCACCCCCAGGUUGGGGAGAGUGUAUCAGUGGUAACAGUCAUGAGGGAUUCCAGUGAGAGUAGUUCCUCUGCACCAGCCACUCAGUUCAUCAUGCUGCCUCUGCCUGCCUACUCGGUUGUGGAGAACCCCACUUCCAUCAAACUGACCACUACAUACACCCGUCGGGGCCAUGGGACAUGCACCAGCCCAGGUUGCUCCUUCACAUAUGUCACUAGGCACAAACCACCUAAGUGCCCUACCUGUGGUAACUUCCUAGGAGGGAAGUGGAUCCCAAAGGAAAAGCCAGCCAAAGUCAAGGUGGAAUUGGCUUCAAGUGUCUCCUCCAAAGGUUCCGUGGUUAAAAGAAAUCAGCAGCCUAUCACCACUGAGCAAAAUUCCUCUAAGGAAAAUGCCUCCAAAUUGUCUCUGGAAAACUCGGAAGCCGUAAGCCAGCUCUUAAAUGUAACUCCUCCAAGAGAAGUAGGUGAGGAGAAUGAGUGGGAGGAAGUGAUUGUCUCCGAUGCUCAUGUUUUGGUCAAGGACACUCCUGGGAAUCGUGGUACAGCACCAGUUGCCAAGACUAGCGGGCAGCCUGAGGUCACUCUGGGGACAACUGAGAAUGACAGUCCUCGACCAGAUAUACCAACACCAGCCGAGGGGACCAGCAUCACCAGUCCACUCCCUGCUCCUAAAAAACCCACAGGAGUUGAUCUGCUCACCACAGGGCCCAGAGCCCCUGAGCUUAAAGGCAGAGCACGGGCCAAGCCCUCAUUGCUGGCUGCAGCAAGACCCAUGAGAGCAAUUUUGCCAGCCCCCGCUAAUGUGGGUCGAGGCAGCAGCAUGGGACUGCCCAGGGCCAGGCAGGCCUUCCCCUUGAGUGAUAAGACUCCCUCUGUGAGGACCUGUGGCCUGAAGCCAAGCACACUAAAGCAGCUAGGCCAGCCUAUCCAACAUCCAUCUGGCACUGGUGAGCUGAAGCUAUCAAGUGGCCCAAACAACAGGACGUCUCAGGUGAAAGUUGUAGAAGUCAAACCUGAUAUGUUUCCUCCAUAUAAAUACAGCUGUACUGUCACACUGGAUUUGGGCCUGGCUACAUCAAGAGGCCGGGGAAAGUGCAAGAAUCCGUCGUGUAGUUAUGUCUAUACCAACCGGCACAAACCUCGGAUUUGUCCCAGCUGUGGUUUUAACCUCGUCAAAGACAGGACCGAGAAAAGCACCAAGGCUAUUGAGGCAAGCUCACCACUCCCAAGUGUGCAGAGUGCCACAGAGCCCCUGAGCGUGGCCCAGAGGGAGAUCCAGCGACAGUCUACACUGCAGCUGCUGCGUAAAGUCCUGCAGAUUCCUGAGAAUGAGUCAGACCUGGCUGAGGUCUUCGCCCUGAUUCAUGAGCUCAACAGCUCUCGACUUAUCCUGUCCAACGUGAGUGAGGAGACAGUCACCAUAGAGCAAACCUCUUGGUCGAAUUAUUAUGAGUCUCCAUCCACGCAGUGCCUUCUCUGUAGCAGCCCAUUAUUCAAAGGGGAACAAAACUCCCUGGCUGGGCCCCAGGAGUGCUGGCUGCUGACAGCUAGCCGGCUGCAGGUGGUGACUGCCCAGGUGAAGAUGUGUCUGAACCCCCACUGUCUGGCCUUGCACAGCUUCAUGGACAUAUACACAGGUCUCUUUAAUGUGGGGAACAAGUUGCUAGUAAGCCUGGACUUGCUUUUUGCAAUCCGAAACCAGAUCAAGUUGGGAGAGGACCCCAGAGUGUCUGUCAGUGUUGUACUGAAGUCUGUGCAGGAGCAGACAGAGAAGACUCUAACCUCGGAGGAGCUAAGUCAGUUGCAAGAGCUGUUGUGCAAUGGCUAUUGGGCUUUUGAGUGCCUCACUGUCCGAGACUACAAUGACAUGAUCUGUGGCAUCUGUGGUGUGGCCCCGAAAGUGGAAAUGGCUCAGAGGAAUGAAGAGAAUGUACUGGCACUGAAAAGUGUGGAAUUCACCUGGCCUGAAUUCUUGGGCUCCAGUGAAGUGAACGUGGAAGACUUUUGGGCCACAAUGGAAACAGAGGUGAUUGAGCAGGUGGCAUUCCCUGCCAGCAUCCCUAUUACCAAGUUCGAUGCCUCUGUUAUUGCCCCCUUCUUUCCUCCACUCAUGAGAGGAGCUGUGGUCGUCAAUACUGAGAAAGACAAAAACCUGGAUGUGCAGCCAGUACCUGGCAAUGGCAGUGCCUUGGUGAGACUGCUCCAAGAGGGUACCUGCAAGCUUGAUGAGCUUGGUUCCUAUGGAGAAGAAGAGCUGCAGCACCUGCUGGGGCAAUGUGACAUCCCCUUUGGGGCAGAAGACUCCAGGGAUCAGCUCUGCUUCUCCUUAUUGGCCCUCUAUGAAUCUGUACAGAAUGGAGCCAGAGCUAGACAGCCCCCACCUCAUCUCACAGGAGGUAAACUCUACAAGGUGUGCCCCCAUCAGGUGGUCUGCGGCUCCAAGUACCUUGUUCGAGGUGAAAGUGCCCGUGACCAUGUGGAUCUCCUUGCCUCUUCCCGUCACUGGCCACCUGUCUACAUGGUAGAUAUGGCCACACCAGUGGCCCUGUGUGCUGACCUCUGCUACCCAGAGCUGACAAGCCAGAUGUGGGGAAGGAACCAGGGCUGUUUCUCUAGCCCUACAGAGCCACCAGUGAGCAUUUCUUGCCCUGAGCUCUUGGACCAGCAUUAUUCCGUGGACGUGACAGAGGCUGAACACUCUGUCCAGCACCCAGUCACCAAGACUACCACACGGCGUAUUGUCCACGCAGGCACACAGCCCAGUCCUGGUGACCCCAGUGCUGGGCAUCAUUCCUUGUCCCUGUGUCCUGAGUUGGCACCCUACGCAAGCAUCCUAGCCUCCAUCGUGGACAGCAAACCAAACAAUGUCCGCCAGCGGCCCAUUGCUUUUGACAAUGCCACCCACUAUUACCUCUACAACCGCCUGAUGGACUUCCUCACCAGCCGUGAGAUUGUCAACCGGCAGAUCCAGGACAUUGUGCAGAGCUGCCAGCCUGGAGAGGUGGUCAUUCGUGAUGCCCUCUACCGCCUUGGGGUUGCUCAGAUCAAGACAGAGACAGAGGAGGAGGGUGAGGAAGAGGAGGUGGCUGUAGUGGCAGAGUAAGCCAAGUUAUGGUACAGGGACUGCACCAUCUCUCUCAAGCCAUAAUAAGCCCCUUGCCCGAGGUAACCUUAUCCAGAGGACCUGCAGAAGCAGUCACCUGUGGGGAGGACCUCUGACUGCUGGGACUGACCAAAGAGCUUCCGUUUCCUAAGCAUGGUGGGGCCUAGGGUCCUCACUUCUUAAACUCCUGGGGGUCAGGAGAGGUGCCAGGAACCCCCUAACUGGCCCUGAGAGAGCACGUGGGGAACAUACUGUGUUUAGGGGAGGGAGGGUGGUUAAGGGAGGUUGGUAGCUGGUUCCCUGGGCACACUGCAGGUCAGGGAGGAGGACUUGGGGCGGGCUAAGGCAGGAAACCCACACCAGGUGGGAAAGCUGCUGAGCUCUCUUCUCACUGGAGGAACCUGGUGGUCCCAGCUGUACAGCCACAUGAGUUCCUUAGCCAUUGCCUUUGACUAGGGCUUCAGUGGUCUCAUUCACUCUAGGAGUCCCUUUGGGCUCUGGAUUCUCCCUCAAAGGAAAGGAGCUUUUUUCUCUGGCUCUUCUACAUCCACAUCUUGGGGAAGCUAAGGAGGCAGGAACAGUUAGCCACAGCUCUCUCCUGGAACUGUUGUCUACCCUGAGCUUUGGGGAAAAGACUCCCCUUCCUUCUUUCCCUGGCUACUACUGCUGUACUCUACAUCCUCCCUGGGUACUGGGACCCUCACCACAGAGAUGUGGUCCACGGUCCUGACCUAAUCUGGCAGUAGGAAAACUCCCUUCUGUGAAGGGGAAGCAGACAGGGCCAUCAGGAAACAGCAGGGCUGGCUCAGUGCCCAUAGUUUGCUUAGGGCCCAGGAAUUGGCCGAGUGUUACUUAAUUUAUUGAGAGGAGUGGAGUAGGUGGCUUUUUUCCCCUCUCUUCCCCCAACAAGAAUAAAGUUUAUUAAAUUAUCUGGUUUUGAUG
Messenger RNA from Castor canadensis (American beaver), 5374 nucleotides. It is a transcript of the gene Hmgxb3, whose product is annotated as HMG-box containing 3. The record is from RefSeq and is a predicted model, not a curated record. NCBI's taxonomy places the organism in Eukaryota, Metazoa, Chordata, Mammalia, Rodentia, Castoridae.